AUGAGCUACGAGGAACUGAAUUUGUACAUGGGUGUAGGAAUUUUGAAGGCUGGAGCGGCUGUAAAAGUUGACAGUCUUGUCUUCGUAAUUCUUCACUUCACCUCGCUUUCCGAUGCCGGGAUUUCAAGCUACUGGAACUUCAGUGGUAUAGAAGUUACGCCAUCCAAGCUCAUUCCAAAAUAUACUGCGUUGCGAAAAUGGGCUGGUUGA
Sclerotinia sclerotiorum 1980 UF-70 is the source of this 210-nucleotide messenger RNA. RefSeq lists its product with no specific name. NCBI's taxonomy places the organism in Eukaryota, Fungi, Ascomycota, Leotiomycetes, Helotiales, Sclerotiniaceae. Bases 1 to 210 code for a protein of 69 amino acids. The transcript is spliced from 4 exons. The record is from RefSeq and is a predicted model, not a curated record.